GAAGGGGGGCCAGCCCUCCCUAGGGGGAGCCUGGGGAAGCCAAGCUUUCCACUUAUGUGCUCCAGAGCCGCCGUCCUUGGGUGCUGGUGCCACUUGGAAGGGGGGUGGCUUGGGGGACGGCCUGUAGCACAGCUUGCCAGCAGGAAGGUGGACACUGGAGCCUUGUAUGAAGGCUCCAGCCCCAUGCUGAGCUGAGCUGGGCUGGGGGAUGCGUCUCCCCCAUCACCACUACGUGGGUGCCUCCCUCCCAGUGACCAGAUAGAGCAGGUGGGGACGGAGCCCCUGUGGAAGCAGGGAGUGGGCGGACGGGCUCCUCCUGCACUUCCCGGAGCAGGACGUCGGUGGUCCUGACUCUCCUGCUCCUGCUCACCAGGAGGGGAGGGGUCUCCCUUGGUGAUGGCCUGGCCAAGCGGCAUCGCAGCCACAGUGUGCCCGGUGUGCCCGGGACGCUGCCCGUCAGACCGGCUGCCACAUGGGUGUGCCUGGCUGCAGUGGGCAGAGCUUCCGGGCAGGGGCACCUUAGCUAGCUGCGGGCAUGGGGGAGAGUCUCAGCCGCGAGUCCUGGGGAGACGGCGCUCGGUGACCCUCCUCUGACGCGGCAGGCAGAGCUCCGGUGGCCGAGCAGCAGCUCAGUGCUCUGAUCACGAGUCAGAGCAGCAGGAAGUGACAUGUGGCUCUGGAGCCACAGGAGAGAGUUCUAGCGCGUUCCGGAGAGCGUGACGGCCUUCCGUGCAGCACGCAUUACAGAGGAGGACUGACUCAGUCCGCUUGGGCUCCAGAACACAGCACCACAGUCUGGGGGCUUCGACAACAGACGGUCACUUCCCACAGUCUGGAGACUGGGGCUCUGGGAUCAGGGCGCCAGUGCACUCAGGGUCUGGGGCGGCCACCUGCUGGCUUGUGUACAGGGCCUGCCCCUGCGUCCUCGAUGCUGGAGGGGUGAGGGCGCUCACCCCAUCCAUGGGGCUCCACCCUCCUGCCCUCAUCACCUGCCAAUACCAUCACCUGGGGGUCGGGGCUUCCACACGUGAGUCUGGGGACACAAACAUCCAGUCCACAGCAGCCCCUCCCGACCAGUAACCACAUGAGCCACAGCUGAAGAGAAGGGAAGGGCAGGAUGGUGCAGCCACCGUGUGCCCCAGGCCUUUCAAAGCCAAUGUCUUGUAGACAUCAAGGAAGCCCCCCCAGAUGAGAACAGCAAGGCUGAGUCCUCAGAGUUUACUGAAUUGGGGGUCCCAUGACACGUGUGUGUGUGUGUGUGUGUGUGUGUGUGUGUGUGUGUGUGUGUGGCAGAGACCGAGCGGCAAGCAGGGGAGUGGGAGGUGUCAUGGUGGGAAGGGGGCUCAGGUGCCCUGAUGGAGAAGCCGGAGACAGGGAGCUGGAAGACGGGUGUCCUUGACAUUGGUAAAUGGAGCAUGCUGGCUUUCUCCAGUGGGUCCUGAGUUGGAAGGGAGAGCAGUGGGUGGGAAAACUCACUGUCACGGACCAUUUCCCAGCAGGUUUGGCAAGUGGUUCGGGCGGUCGGUGGCUUUCUGAGCUGGUGGCCGCAGACCGUGGACUGCAGUCCCAUCUUUACAGGUGGCCUGCUGUCGUCCGCCCGCCGGGUCAGUCUGUCUCCAUCUCUUGCAGUCCGGGGGUGGUUUCCUUCUCCGGAGACCAGAAGCAGCUCCCCAGGGAUGGAUUUCCCGGCGGCGUCCAUGGAUCCUGGCCCUGGGGACGAGGGCGCGGCGCUGGCCAUCUCCCCUCUGCGGCCGGGCGAGAAGUUCCACCUGUUUGUGAGUUACAGCAGCGUGGACGCUGUGUGGACGCGCGGGCUCAUCGGCCGGCUGGAGGCCGACCUCCCGGGGCUGCGGGUCUGCCUGCACGAGCGGGACUUCACCCCGGGCCGGAACGUCCUGGAGAACAUGGCCGAGUGCAUCCAGCAGAGCCAGAAAGUGCUGCUGGUGCUGAGCCAGGACUUCGUGCAGAGCCGCUGGUGCCUCCUGGAGGCCGACCUGUCUCUCUUCGGCUACUGCCUGGAGCGGAAGCCUGUCAUCCCUGUCCUGCUGCGGCCUUGCCGGGUCCCGCUGCACCUCAGCCACCUGACCUACCUGGAGGCCACGGACAGCCGCUUCUACCGCAAGCUGGGAGAGCUGCUGUGCCGCGCCAGCCACCGCCUGGAGCGCGCCCUGCCCACCCGGCGCCCGGCGCCCGCCCUCUACAACGGGAAGACCCUGCUGAGCCUGAGCUGCAUCAACAGGGACAGCCUGCCCUCGUGGAAGGUGGGGUCCUUCAGCACCCUGGUCGUCCCUGAUCCCCUGCAGGAGGUGCUGGAGGACCCCGAGGUCUACAGGCAUGCCCUGGGCAUCCUGAACGGUGUGCGGUCCCCCAGGUCCUGCCUCCGCUACAUGGGCUGCAGGGUCCCGCUGGGCAUCUUCCUGAUCGUCCUCUCCUUGGCGGCAUUCAUCCUCCCCCUGAUUCUGGGGCUGCAGAGAAGCCCGCCGGCCGAGCGCUUCUACCUCAUAUCCGCCACGGGCUUUUUCUGCCCGCUGCUCGUCGUCCUGGGCGUGAACGCCCUGUGCUGGUUCCGGAGGUUCUCUCGGGAGAAGAUGCGGGAGCUGGCGCUCCGGGUGGGCGAGGCCAACGUGCUGCUGGCGCCCCACUCACUGCUGAUGGGCUGCGACACCAUGAACAAGCUCUACUUCGUGUACGUGCUGCUGGAGGACUGCCGCCAGGUCUUCCUGCAGGCCCCCGACGGCGAGUCCCUGUUCCGAGAGGCCUUGCUGCGCUUCUCGUCCAGCUACACUUGCUGCGUGGCCCACGCGCACUUCCCCACCUGGGAGGACGCCCAGGGGGCUCCGGGCCACCUGGAGCUGGGCCUGUGCUUCUGCCAGUUCGUGUCUCUGCAGCUGAAGACACCCCAGGGUCUUGGGGUUAACCCUGUGUGAUAGCAGGAGGGGCUCCAGGGCCGUGGCUGGCCCUUUGGACAUGGCCUCCCUGGGGCCCGGGUGGCGCACACAGGACCUCGAAUCUGGUCAGGACACUCUCCCUACAGCCCUCAUACUGGCCCGAGGGCCCCACGUGCUGCUCUGAAGGCAGAGUGACCACAUCAGCCCAGCUGGCCCAACUGUUUGGGAAGGGGCUCUUUGACGAGACUACCUGAGAGCAGGCUGGGGAGGCAGCAGGUCCCCUUAGGGUCUAGCCCUCUCCUCGGGAAGAGCUCAUCCCUGCUGCUGUCGACACGGCGGGUUAGCGUCCCAGGGAGACCAGGGCCGAUGCGCCAGCUCUCUGUGACCCUCUCCCUGAGCAGCAUUUACAGACACCUGCCGCUUCUCCCAGGACACGUGGGGACACUGGCGGUGUUUGGGGACACCAGGCCGCGCGCAGUGGCCAUGGGCCGUCUACCCUCUGCCGACACACACACUCAUGCCUGUGCCCAUGCCAUCGACUCUGGGAGCUCGUGGGGGGCCUGCCCCAGCCCCACCGUGGCUGGGAAUGAGAAGGCCAGCGUGUGUUCUCAGCAUGGACACCCGGUCAGACCCGGGUCUCUGCUCCCUCCCUGCCGCAGCCUGUCCCCAGCCUUGCUUUCCCAGAGGAGGGUGGCUGUAGCCAGGUGGUGCACUCUCCAACCUCGUCCCCUCACCCAGAAGGCUGGCUUCCUGAGUGCAGACGUCACUCCCCACCCUGGGGUUUCUGGUCAUCUGCAGACUCUCUCCCCGAGAGAACAGAGUGCGGUCUGCAGACAAGAACAUCAAACACGUGAGCUGAUUUUGGCUGCGGGGUCGGAACAGGGGACACCAAGGCACGCCCCCCUCUGCCCUGGGUGGGGGUGAGACCCUCGCACUCCAUGCCCAUGUGAGGGUCAACUGGGCUCCACAGAGGUCCCUCAGUUCCAGCAGAGAGCUAGGGCUGGACUUUGGAAAUGGGGGGUGGCCUGGGGCACUGCCGGAGCCUCAGCUCAUCUGUCUCUAAACGUGCAGGUGGCAGGGAAUCUCCUGCUAGAUUUGAAGUCAGUGCCGGGCCCAUGUCCCCAGCCCCUUGGUAUCCUUGGGCCCGUGGCCAGGUGCCGCUCUGGUGAGUAUUUGGCUCAGGCUGGUUUGCUGACUGGAAAGCUCGGGCCCCAGACCACAGCCACAGGGCAGCAAGUCCCUCACUGACCCCUGAGCAGCCCUCUGGUCAACCGUGUGCCUGCCUCCAGGGACCUUCUCAUGUGCCCCUUGGACAGGAUCCCACCCCACUCCACCCCACGGAGCUUACCCAACCCUGCUCUUGUGGUUUGAGCUGACCAGUCUGGUCCUAGCUCAGGAGCCCCAGAGCACCCACCCAGAGACCCUGGGAGCUGUGAUCCUGCCUUGUCUGCGCAGGCCGUGACCACACUGCCUUGACAUGGCCUCUUUGGGCAGGCACGCACCACCCCAGGACCCCCCACAGACUUCUCUAUUUCGGCUUCUCUCGGGGAAGCGCAGCAGAUCCUGUGGUCUGUUGCUGAACCAAGUCCCCUCCCAGCAGCCUGGACACACUUAACACGUGUUAAUGGAACAUAGAGGCUGGACUGUUCUCGGCUUUCCUGGGCCCAGGACAGCACAGGGAGGAGACUGGCCAGAGGCAGCUGGCUGAGGGACAGAGAAGGGAGGGGCUCUGGGCAAGGUGACAGUGUGAGGAAAGGCACGAGGUAGGACCCCAGGUCACAAGAGUAGCUGCCCAGUAGGGCAUGGUCCCUUGAACCCAGGGCUCACUGGGUGAGCUUUGGGUGCCAGAAAUUUCUUGGGGGCUGUGCUUGGCACCAGGAUCGACUCCAAGGGGUGCCAGCACCUGGUCUCUGAGAUGUCCAAAGCAGGGUGCCUGGUCUGGGCCCCAGGCUGAGAAAGAGCCUCCCAGGAGCGAUGGGGACCCUCUAGCCCCCACAGUUGUGGCAUGGGAUGAGGACCCAACAGCCCCAUCCAUACCCACUCUAGGCCAGGGCCAAACUCCCAGAGGGCACACACAGCUCUCACAGGCCCACUACAGGCUGUGCCAGCUGCUGCUCUGUCUGGGGACGGUCCCUGGGGGCCUGCGAGCCAAGGCCUACCCUGCGGGCAGGGGCGCCCCCGCUCCUCGGGCAAACUGCGUGGUGAUGGUGAUCUCCCCACGCCACAGCGCUGUGCCGUGUGGCCCAGAGACAGCAGACAGAUGAAAAAGAGGACAAAGAAGUCCUAUCCCUUCAAAGGCCAUGAUUUUGAAGGUCAUGAAAUAACACACUUGUGCACACAAUAAAGAGAAAAUGCCUAAAUGAACC
Messenger RNA from Lutra lutra (Eurasian river otter), 5254 nucleotides. RefSeq lists its product as uncharacterized. Lineage: Eukaryota; Metazoa; Chordata; Mammalia; Carnivora; Mustelidae. Gene Ontology annotation, cellular component: membrane. The coding region runs from base 1677 to 2927 and encodes 416 amino acids. The record is from RefSeq and is a predicted model, not a curated record. Gene Ontology annotation, biological process: toll-like receptor signaling pathway; immune response; inflammatory response. Gene Ontology annotation, molecular function: transmembrane signaling receptor activity. The transcript is spliced from 2 exons.